ACAGGAUCCAACAAAAGUUAUUCAAUAGCAGCUGUAGUGAAUCAAGCAUCUUGAGGUUACCUGAAAUAGGUCAAAGCAUAUAUUUGAAAUGUUCGAAUUUAUUUCAUCUUUAUUUAACUAGGCAAGUUGAAGUAAACAACAUCGACACAGACACAAGUUACCUGCUAUAUUUGGGAAACAGGAUUAACACAGAGAACUUGUCAAAAUACAAUGUAUGUUUCUGUAGUACGAGUAGGCUGGUGUAUGCAGUAUCAUCGGUAACAAUUGUGUACAAGCCACCUAGCUAAUAAAAUACUGGGGCUAGAGGUCGUUAGUUACAUUUCAACCAUAGCAAUUCCCUCAUCGAGGCGCAACAGAGUUCAGCGGCGAAUGCCGGAAAUAAUAACUAAACGGACGACAAAAUGGUGGAGGCUACCAGAAUGAAGAGACAUUUUUCCGAAAAAACGUGGUGAGUGAAAAACGUAAUUACAUAGCUCACUUCCAAACCAGUAUCUCAUUCUACCGUUAUACGACUUUGUAUGCGUUGUUUGUUGGCAACCUUGAUAUUUACGUAGUAUUUGGAACGGAUUCCUGUUGGAACGUUCCACAAAUUAUACCCACCCAUUGUACGAAGACGCAAAGCGUUUGAUGAGGUGAAGGUUCGACUCAAGAGAAUGAAGAUGGACUACGCACUGCUGUAGCCAGCCAAAUUGAAGAUUGUGGUCAACGGUUCGCCUAAUAAAACUCUACACACCUAAAGAUGCUGCUGUGUUAGACUCUCUCGGACAGGAACAUUCUCCCUCUGUCUCUGGAUGAGGGAACUGCAGAUUGAAAGUCCACCUCCAACCAACUGCUGGUACCCGAAUGAAUUGUAGCCUGUCUCCUGAAAAAGCAUCCUAUUUUUGUGGGACAUUUGCUGCAGACUAACCAAUCAGCAUCUUUAUUUGUAAUGCUGCCUGAAGAGUAACUUGGACAUUUUUAGCUUCCUUUCUUCCUUUUUAUUUUUUCCUGUGUUGCCCUUCUUGACAAGCAUGAUUUUCACCACAGCUGCUGUCCUUGGUGCUACGCUGGGCACUGCGUCAGGCAUCCUCACUCUCUGUGGGCUCUCACUGAUCUGCAGGUCCUGUAAGAAAGGCAAGUUGGAAAGUGGUGAAGAUGCAGACCCAGAGAAGGCUAAACCCAGUGUUCUGCACUCCUCAGAGAAGUUCAGUGUGGAAAAAUCCACAGAGCCCAUCCAACCAAGGACAUUGUUGAAAUUUCCUAAAAUAUACAAGCCCAAACCAUCUGUGACCUCAUCUGAGGUCAUCAGCUACCCUGAUCAUGCCUCAGAGAAGGGGGGCGAGCCCUCUCCCGAGAGACCCUCGACUGAGCCUGAUGCUGGUAACCAAGCAACUGACAGCUCUGACACAUUCACGAUCCUCAGACAAGACUCAAAGGACAAAACCCCCUGUGCAAGGGCUCUAACCAAUGGGAUGACAACAAGCAGCUCCAUCCUCCACCCUAAGCUGCAUUUCUCUCUCACCUAUUAUACAGACCAGAACGAGCUACACAUCACCGUGAUAGAAGCGGAGCAUUUGAGUGUGGGGUCGGGCUGUGAGGGCUAUGUGGCCGGAGUCCUGACCUUAGCAGCAGGACAGAGGGAGGCCCAGACUUCGUUGCGACGCCUGACCAGCCACACCCACUGGGAGGAAGGCCUGGUGUUCUCCCUACCAGGAGGGUAUGAGGUGGAGGGUGAAGUGGCUCUCUCCCUUCACAGUUGUGACCACUUCUCCCAGAACACCAACCUGGGCGUCAUGAGGUUCAAGCUGGUUGAUGUGGGCAUGAUGUCCAACGCAGACUGCUGGGUCGACCUACAACCACCAAAACAGGAUGUCCAGGCAGCUGGAGAGCUCCUGCUGUCUAUAAGUUACCUGCCUGCAGCCAAUCGGCUGGGAGUAGUGGUGAUGAAGGCUCGAGGACUACAGUCAGACAAGCUGAAGAACUCCAUAGACCUGUCUGUGAAACUGGCCCUGAAGCACCAGACUACCAAGCUGAGGAGGAAGAAGAAGCAGACGCGACGGGUCAAGCACAAGAUGAACCCAGUGUGGAAUGAGAUGAUGAUGCUGGAGGUUCCCCGCGAGCUGCUGUCUAAAUCCAGUCUGGACUUGGAGGUGUUGAACCAGGCAGGUCCUGGUGAGCAGGAGUCCCUGGGCCGCUGUCAGCUGGGUUUACAGGCCUCUAACACUGGCCUCCAACACUGGCAGCAAAUGCUAGACAACCCCCGUAAGCAGAUUGCCAUGUGGCACCCACUGUAUGACUAAGACAACCACCUGUCCGCUUCGCCCUUCCAAAUACCCAAAUGGGGGGGGGCAUGUCAACUGCCUUCCUGGAUCAGGAUUUAAGAGCCUAAAUCUAUUUAUCCACUUAUAUUGAAAGUAUCCCAUUACCUGCAAUUAAUUAUCCCACAGCAUCCCAUGACAACAGUAGCAUACACCAAACUGAAAUGUCACUGAAUAUCACAGAAUUUCCAAAGAAUACCAAUUAUGAACAAAUUUGAUAUAUUCAAUGAGACUCAUCAAUGCAAUGUGAUACUUUGCCUACAGUACCUAUACUUAACCACCUCUAUGAUCUGUUUUUAUAGCUGAACAGAAUAAAUAUGACAAUGCCUGUGUUUUUGUGUUAUAGGGGAUUGUGUAUAUGGUAUGUAAGGGUAUGAUAAAUAUCAGUGAAUUAUUCUAGAGUAGAGCUGUCAUUUUAUUUGUAAAGGUAUGUAUUCACACGCUUGGAAAGCAAUCGAGAAAAUGCACCUGGCAGAAACUUAAAGGCCAGCCGAUAUUGAACGGAUAGGAGAUUCAAAAGCCUGGUGUACUACUGAAAGGACAAGUAUUAGUAUUCAUAGAUAUACUGUAACAGUGAUGAAAUUACAGUGGACUACAUGUUUAAAGUGUAUCUUAUUACACAGGGUCUAAAAACGGCAGCUAAAGUUUUCCACAUGAUGUAUUAAAACAAAAUCAUGCAGUGUUCAAUCUAGUAAUGUACUGUAUUUGUCAUUUUUAUGAAUAUGUGCAGCUGUAUUCUAUCUUAGGAGAAUACGAGAGUUGAUAUACAUGUUAUAUUUAAAGUAGUUACAAUACAACUAUCAACUCAAUUUCACACCUGUUUCCAUUCAACCCACUUUGCUUCAGUUAUGUACAAAAGGUAUUGUUCUCCAUUGUGGUUUUAUUUUUUACAUAGCUUUUGUCAAGUGAACUGCUUAUAGACUGCGCCAGUGAGGAACACACUGCGUAAUUUGAAAUUGUACACACUGACACACAAAAUGUGUGAAAAUAAAAACAUCUUCAAAAUAUA
Molecule: messenger RNA, 3306 nt
Organism: Oncorhynchus keta (chum salmon)
Lineage: Eukaryota; Metazoa; Chordata; Actinopteri; Salmoniformes; Salmonidae
Product: synaptotagmin-13-like
Exons: 7
Coding region: 1011-2279 (422 amino acids)
Biological process (GO): regulation of dopamine secretion; calcium-ion regulated exocytosis; cellular response to calcium ion
Molecular function (GO): calcium-dependent phospholipid binding; calcium ion binding; phosphatidylserine binding
Source: RefSeq, a predicted model, not a curated record